Spodoptera littoralis (African cotton leafworm) is the source of this 3780-nucleotide messenger RNA. NCBI's taxonomy places the organism in Eukaryota, Metazoa, Arthropoda, Insecta, Lepidoptera, Noctuidae. The record is from the annotation of a GenBank genome assembly.
AUGGCUUUGGAUUUACGCCUGCAUUCUCCUGCAGGCGCGGAACCUGUUGUUUAUACAUGGCCCCUCACUUCAGGUCAUGGCUCGGACAAACACGAUGGGGCCUUGGAGAUAGUAGAAACUAUAAGAUGGGUGUGCGACGAUUUACCAGAGAUGAAAGCGGCUCUAGAAAACAACAUCUUGUGCGACUACGACACCCACUCGUACGACAGCAUGAGAGCCCUGUGCGACCGUUUCAACCGCGCCAUAGACUCCGUCGUCGCUCUGGAAAAAGGCACGUCGUUACCAGCUCAAAGGUUGAACAAGUAUCCGUCAAGAGGUUUGCUGAAACACAUAUUGCAGCAAACAUACAACCAAGCAGUGUCUGACCCGGAUAAACUCAACCAAUAUGAACCCUUCUCACCUGAGGUAUACGGCGAAACAUCGUACGAGCUGGUGUGUCAGAUGAUAGAUCAAAUAGAUAUAACAUCCGACGAUGUGUUCGUGGACUUGGGCUCGGGCGUGGGACAGGUGGUCCUACAAAUGGCGGCUGCAACACCUUGCCGCGUCUGCCUUGGAGUCGAAAAGGCGGAAGUUCCCAGCAAAUAUGCUGAGAGCAUGGACGGUCACUUUAGAAUGUGGAUGAGGUGGUACGGCAAAAAGUUUGGAGAAUACAAAUUAAUAAAGGGUGAUUUUCUUCUGGAUGAACACAGAGAAAAAAUAAAUGCGGCUACGAUUGUUUUCGUGAAUAACUUCGCGUUUGGCCCGCAUGUAGAUCAUCAGUUAAAAGAAAGAUUUGCUGAUUUGAAAGACGGUGCUAAAAUAGUAUCAUCGAAGAGUUUUUGUCCUCUAAACUUCAGGAUAACGGACAGAAACCUGAGUGACAUCGGGACCAUCAUGCACGUGAGCGAGAUGUCUCCACUAAAAGGAUCAGUCUCGUGGACGGGGAAGCCAGUCUCUUACUAUUUACACAUUAUAGAUAGGACCAAAUUGGAGAGAUAUUUUCAAAGACUGAAAAAUCCGAAACUCAAGGUCAGCAAAAGGGGAACGCACAACGGUUGCGACGAGGGCGAGACUAGCGGCAAGCGACAUCUCAGCGCGCCGCCCACGCGACAGCCCACGCCCGACCUGCUCAACGGGAACAGCAACCACAGCACCGCCUCGCUGCCCGAGCGACGUCGCAAGGUCGCGCGCGCGCGCCCCGCCAGGGGUGAGAACGGCAGGACUCGAGCGAGAGCAGCGGUGGCCAAGCGGCGCGUGGUGCGGCGCUCCAGUGACGACAGCGACGAGGAGUCCAGCGGCACCGACGACGCGCCGCCCGGGCCCGAGCCCGCGCCGCGCGAAUGGGGAGCACCAUGGGCCUCCUCAUCCGAUUCCAACCGCAGUCGGCGGCCGGCCAGCAAGCGCAGUGCGAGCGCGGGCGGCGCGCGGCGGCGGGCGGCGCGAGCCAAGCGACGUCGCGCCGCGCCCGCUGCCAUCGCCGGCCUCGACCUGCUGCACUCCACCACGCUGGCCUCUACGCUACAUAACGGCGCCGUGACGGCGCCGCCGCCGGGCUGCGUGGAGCAGCGCCUGUCCGCGCUGGGCGUGUCGCUGCAGCCCAUGUCGCGCGUGCACUCGGAGCUGGACAUCCCGCGCGCGCCGGCCGCGCCCUACAGCCUGCAGCUGCUGCUGGACAUGUUCCGCGACCAGUACCUCGCCUUCAUCGCGCGCAUGAACACGCCCGAGUACGCGCACGAGAUACGACAACAGAUCGAAAAGGAAAAGGAGAGGAACCAGAAACUGAAGUCGCGUGCGUCUCAGUUAGAUAAACAGAUCAACGUGCUCAUAAGCGACAGUGUUGCUCUGUUAAAGGCGCGCAUGAGUGAGCUGGGCAUUCACGCCAAUAACACUGUGGAUCUCUUGGCCAAAGCCAAGGAAAUUGUGGGGAGACACAAAGAGCUGCAGAGCAAAGCUAGCAAAUUACAAGCACAGGUGAAUAAUAUAGAAAAUGACCAGGCCGUGCUAAUUAAACAAAGGACAUUUGAGAUCACGGAAAAGUAUCGUCAGUUGGGUCACAUACCUCCUGACGUUGAAAUCACGCAAAGUAUAGCCCACGACUGCAUACUAAAAGAAAUAUCUGCAACACUAGCGCAUCGGAAAAGAUUACAUGCACAAGUAGGACACCUGCAGAAUGAAAUUAUCCAAAUGGAAAGAUCAAACGAGCAAAAAGUGGCACCGCCAACUGUACCAGUUGCUACUGUAAAACCUCAUACAGUUAAUUCAAAACCCAGAAAGUCCAGAGAGCACAGAUCGCGCUCUCAGGAGUGGCCAGAUGUUCCAGAUGUUGGAAAAAUUGAGGAACAGAAUCCAGAAAUCCUUGCUCAGAAAAUAUUAGAAACUGGGCGGCAGAUCGAAGCUGGUAAAAUCUCGAAGCCAAAUGUGGCAGUGAACGGGUAUCCAAGAGAAUCAGAGAGACACGUCGAACAUCAUAGACAUCCAAAGACAGGUGCACCGAUACACCGCACGCAACCUCAACGGCCAGGACAGCCACCACCCAACCUCGCUCACAGACAGUCACCGGUCAAGCCGCAGAAACCUCUCAAUGUCGUCGGUAAGGUGCAAGAAUCGCCAAAAGUGAUAAAUUUUGAAGACAGGCUCAAAAGUAUAAUAACCUCGGUGCUGAACGAGGACCAGGAGCAACGGAAAGCGUCCCGGCCUUCGCAGAGCCACGCCUACACAAACGGCUACGUGCGAGGUGGCGGCACGCACGGCUCGCACGGCUCGCACGGGUCGCAUAGCUCGCACGGGUCUCACGGGUCCCACGGCUCCCACGGCUCGCAUGGCUCGCACGGGUCCCACGGCACUCACGGCUCGCACGGGUCCCACGGGUCCCACGGGUCGCACGGGGCGCAGUAUCGCGGCGGCGGGCUGGCGCGCGCAGGGCGCGAGCUGCGGCGCGAGCGCUACCCGUACGAGCGGCUGAGCGCGCUCGAGGCGGCGCCCGACUACACGCAGGUGUCGCCGGCCAAGCUGGCGCUGCGCCGCCACCUGUCGCAGGAGCGGCUAGCCACGCCCGGCGCGCGCACCAUCGGGGACCUCGUCAACGGGGAGAUCGAGCGCACGCUGGAGAUCUCCAACCAGAGCAUCAUCAACGCAGCCGUCAACAUGAGCGCGCGGUACCACGAGCCCGCCGCCACCAAUCAGCCGCUCGAAGGUUUAGCAGCUUGUUUACAAGCUAGAGUUCUGGCGUCUGAUUACUGGCGCGGGCGCAACGGGUCAGGAGCUGCCGGCGCCGGCCCGCCGGCGGGGGUAGCGGGCCCCGGUAGUGCGGGCGCCAGCCAGGGCGCUGCGGCCGCGCCCGCCGCCGAGGACGAGGCGCGGCGUCGCACGCCGCAGCCCGACCCGCACUCCAACACGUCCACCCCGCUGGUGGACGAGCUGCCCGACGGCGCGCGCCUGCCAGGUAACGCGAGCGUCGCCUGCGCCCCGCCUGCGCCCGCGCCGUCGCACCCUCUCACCACCCGCUCCGUUACAGAGGGCGAAGGCGGCGAAGAGGUGGACGAGAGCAAGUGGCAAGACCGGAUAGCUUUCCGGUUCGACCAGAUCAUAUCGUUCGCGUCGACGGCCAUGGAGGACAAGCGGCGGCGCUCGGACGAAGCGUGCAACACGUCGCCCGACUCGGGCAUCGGGCACGGCGAGGCGGGCGCGGCGGCGGCGGCGGCGCCGGCGGCGCACUUCAAGAAGCGCUUCUUCCGACGCGAGCGCUGGGGUGCGUGGGGCGGCGCGGCGCCGGCGCUGGACUGGGAGCGCCCGCCCAUGUGA